AUGGGCCAGAGGCACGGAAAGGCCGUGUAUGACAGCGCUGCAAAGCCCUUCCUCAACCUCAGCCUUGCGGCCGUUGGCACGCUAUGGGAGACAUUCAACGACGUCGCGGAUGGCUUCGGCAUCAAUCUGCAUGAGUUUCUAGAGAUAUGCUCCGAGCUGGGAGAAGAGCUGCAGCUCAACAGGGCCAAGCUGGAUAAGCUUUCAACGGCUCUCUUCAAGCUCCUGGACACCGACAAUAACGGCUUGAUAGACGCCAUCGAGUUCGUCAGCGCCAUGGCGUGCGCUUCGGGGAUGAGCGUGACCGACACUCUGGAGUUUGUCCUGAACUGCUAUGACUUCGACGGCACCGGUCGCCUCACGAUAGAUGAGAUAUCCCUGGCCUUCAAGAGCACCGUUACCGGUAUGUGCAAGCUAGAGGGGACCGGCGCGGGCGCUGACGCGGGCCUCAAGGCCUGUCCUCGCGACGUCGAUUUCGAAGCCGCCGCCAUGAACGCCUUCGAGCGCCGGGCUGAGGGGUCUGACCGGUUCAAGGUCAAGAUGCGGGAGGUGAUCGACUUUUGCCAGGAACAGCCCGAAAUCAGGUCAUGGCUCGACUACUUCGACGACCCGGCUGAGGAGGAAGCCCUGGCAGCAGCGGGGUCGGAGGGGAAGGAGGGAGGAGAGGAAGGCGGGGAGGACAACGACAUCCGGCGCGAGGGAUGGUUCCCAGUGCGCACGACGAACGAGACCGCCGUGGCAGAGGACAACGCCUUUUCGUCGGCAAGGGCUCCUCAAGAGACGACAACAACAACAACCACAGCCGGCGGCACUGCCAAAGGCAAGAAAUCGGCAACGGCGACACCUCCCUGGAUGGAGACGGUGAAAAGCCUUGUGCCUGCGUCUUUCAGUGGGCAGACGAUUGACAAGACCCCGCCCGACAUAGGCGCGAGCCUCGAGUGGAUCCACGGCUACAACGGCUCUACUUGCCGCAACAACGUGCGCUACAGCGCCGGGGGCGAGGUCAUAUACCACGCGUGUCGGGCAUGCGUCAGCUACAACGCCACCGACCACCGGCAGAGGUUUAACCUUGACCACACGGAUGACAUCUGCAGCUUUGCCAUGCACCCGUCGGGUCGGCUGGCCGCCACGGGGGAGGUGGGCACUGAGCCAAAGAUCAUCAUCUGGGACACGGCUACGAUGCAGACGGUCAAGGUCAUCAAAGGCUUCCACCGACGGGCGGUGACUUUGCUGGCGUUUAGCGAGAACGGAGCUCUGCUUGCGAGUGUGGGACAGGACGACAACCAUUGCCUUGCCGUGCACGACUGGGAAAAGGGCAAGCUGCAACACACCGGUCCCACCGAUAUGCGCGCGGUUUUAGGGUGCUGCUUCGAAGCCGAUGGGGGCGUCGUCACGUGCGGGGACAAGCACGCGCUCUUCUGGAAGAAGGAACGACAGUGCUUCGUCAAGAAGAAGGGCGUGUUCGGGCGUAAAGCCACCGCGCAGAUGCUCAUCUGUUGUUCCCGCCUCCAGGGAAAGGUCAUAACCGGGGCGGCGUCAGGGCACUUGUACGUCUGGUCCGGCCGGAACUGCGUGCGCUCGGUGCGCGGCCACUACGGCUCGGUGACCGCCAUGUUUUCGGGUCCCUAUGGUCUCAUCUCGGGGGGAAAGGACAUGCGCGUCAGGCUUUGGAGCCCCAAGAUGGAACCUGGGGCAACCUUCGACAUGAGUGCCUUCGGACCCUGCCCCAUUGUGCACAGCCUGUGCCUCUCCAACGACGGGACCAAGCUUCUCGUGGGGGUCAAGGGAUGCGAGAUCUACGAAGUUAGCGCUGCGGACGGUUCAGACGUAGCCGGCGGACCCGUGACCACCUCGCACUUCGACGGGCAGCUUACGGGGCUGGCAAGGCAUCCACAGAGGGCUGAAUACGCCACCGCUGGGUCUGACGGCACGGUGCGAAUCUGGGACGCUUUGACGCGGUCUCUCCUCCGCAUGACGCGCCUUGACUCCGCGGCUUCAUGCGUGGACUACUCCCCCGACGGCGAGCUUCUCAUCGUUGGCUUCGGCGCCCGCAACCGCUCUACCACGACGCCAUCGAGCGGCAGCAGCACAACCGAGUCUUCAACAGCAAAAAGCGGCAGCAGCGGGAGCAAAGGUCGGAGAGGCAUUGGCGGUGGUUCGGGCAAGAACAACACCAGCAGUAGCAAAGGCCUAGGAAGCGAGGCCGGGAGCAGCGAUUCUGGCGGCGGCAAUGCCAAGACUGGAGGAUUCAUCGUCCUGAAUGAGGCUGAUUUCAUUACGGUGUUCGAGGCUAGGGAUGCAAAGCAGGGUAUUAUUGAGGUUCGUUGGUCUCCUGAUCGAGACACGGUCGUGCUGGGCGGAGAGGAUUCCAACCUGUACCUCUACGCGACAGGCGAAAACUACGACCUCAUCGCCACAGCGGCGAAGCACAAACACCCGGUGACAUCAGUGGACUUCAGCAAGGACGGUGACUGGAUUCGCUCGACCUGUAAGGGCGGACAGUUGCACAUCUGGGACACCAACAAGGGAAAUCAUCAGAGCAACAUCACAAAGUACAAGGACGUGGAAUGGAGCACGGAGACCUGCGCCUUCACUUGGGCGACCAGGGGCAUCUUCACAGGGACGGAGGGAGACGGCGCGAGGAUCUCCUGCACCGAUCGCUCCCCGAACGGCCUGGUCGUGGCUGUUGGCGACGGCUACAGCCGGUUGCGGCUCUAUCGCCACCCGUGCCCGGGAGACCGCCCGCCACCCGCGUUGUUCCACGAGCUCAGGGGCCAUGGAUCCGGAGGAGUGAGCAGGGCGAGGUUCUUGCGUGGUGGAGAAGUUUUGGUCACUCUCGGGGAAAGCGACAGGUGUGUCUUGCAAUGGAAGCUGAGCGGAGCAGGAGCUGGAGAUUCCCGCAGCGGAGAGUUGAAGGACAGCGCGGAAGCUGUUGCCGAGGAGGAGAGUGACGGCUACAUAUUGGAUCUAAAGGACGGAAGUGACUUGGACAGAGGGAGCGACUUCGAGACAGCCGCGGAAGAGCGACGGAGAGUGCCGGCUUACGGGGGAGCACGAAAGCGCAGACGAGCGGCGGCCGUAUCGGACCAAGGGCCGACAGAAACGACCAAUACUGCCGCAGGCACUGGUUUUGACGGAGGCAAGGCAUCGCUUCCGCCUCCACCACGACCAUGGGAGCAAGCGACAGUGGCACCAUCCAGACCGCCGCCCACCGACAAGAGUGCACCUGCUGACGGCGUUGAGCUCGAGAGGAUUCACGGCUAUCGCGGUCGAGACUCGAGGAGCAACGCGGUCUACGCCGGAGCGGACGAGGUUGGCGGUGGCGGCGGUUGCAACCGUGCAGUCUACACUUCGGCCGCCGCGGGGGUUAGCCUCGACCUGACCAACCACACGCAGAACUUCCAGCUUGGGCACUCAGGGGACGCCACCUGCCUGGCCGCGUUGCCUGAUGGGCUCCUGGUGGCCACUGGGGACGUGUCAAGGCGGCCCACUAUCAUCGUCUGGAAGCCAGACACUGGCGAGGCGGUCAAGACUCUGUCGGGGUUCCACAGGAGGGCAAUCACGGCGCUGUCGUUCUCCAGGGACGGGCGGCACCUGGCUUCACUUGGCUGCGAUGACGACCAUAGCCUUGCCAUCUACGACUGGGAGAACAGCCUGCUCAGGGCCACUGCCAAAGGAGGGCGGCGCAAGGCGCUCGAUGUCGCGUGGAACAGUGCUGGAACACGGCUGGUCACCUGCGGGCUUCGGCACGUCAGCUUCUGGAACUUCGCCGGGGGUCGGAACCUCCUUCAUAGCCGCGGGGUGUUCGGAGGGAAGGGGAGGAAGCAGACGCUACCCUGCUGCGUGUUCGUCGGGGACACCGCCGUGGUCGGCACCGGCGACGGCCACCUGUACGUGUUCGAGAAUGGCGCCACCACCCUCACCCGCUCGGUCAAGGCCCAUACCGGAUCAGUGUACACUCUCCAUCCUGUCUUUUCCGCCGCCCCAGUCAAGGCGGCGGCAGCGUCGGACGAGCAGCUGGGCUAUGACGGAAGCGAAGGGCAGGGGUUCUGGAGCGGAGGCAAGGACGGGCUGGUGAAGUUCUACAAUGGCCAGUUGCAAGGCGUCAAGGAGUUCAGCGUGGCCACGAUAGCUUCUAACGGCGUGCCGGGUGGUGCAGCGGGAGCUCUGAAGGCGCUCGCCGGUGGCGGCGGCAUGGGAAAGAAACGCCUUCCUGGGGCGGGUGGCUCCAGCGUCAGCCUCGACCCCGCCGUUCGGAGCGUGUUCACAUCUAGAGACGGCCGCAAGCUACUCGUGGGAACGAGGGGCGGGGAGCUCUACGAAAUGAGCACUGCAGACGGGAGCGACGCCGCUGCCGUUGGUGCCGGCGGAGCGUCGGGGCGGGGGAGCGGCGGCGGGCCACUAACCGCAGGACACGGGAGAGGACAAGUGUGGGGAUUGUCGGCUCACCCUACGGAACGGCUUUACGCCACUUGCGGUGAUGAUGGCAGCGUGAGGAUAUGGUCACUCGAUGACCGGAGGGUGGUCGGGAGCAUUUCCACGGACUGCUCGUGCCGCGCGAUCUGUUACAGCCCUGAUGGAAGCGCUCUUGCGGUGGGAUGCGGUGGUGGCAAGGGCAAGGCUGAUGCCACCAAAUCCGGAACGUUCCUGGUACUCAAGUCGGAGAACCUAUCACUACGCCACGAAGGAAAGGAUGCCGAUGACUGGAUUAGGGAUGUGAAUUAUUCGUCAGAUGGUGCCCGUUUGGCUGUGGCCUCGAAUGACUGCAAGGUGUACAUUUAUGCAACGAAGGACGGGUUCACCAAGCUCAGCACCAUCGCCUCCCACCAGAGCUUCGUGACGCACGUUGACUUCUCGUCGGACGGCAACUACGUACAGAGCGCCGACGGAGCUAGUUCUCUUCUCUUCGCCGACGCCGCUACAGGCAUUCAAAUCCCAAGUGCGACGGCGAUGAAGGACAUCGAGUGGGGCACGUGGACACUCCCAUUCGGGUGGGCGGCGAGGGGCGUGUGGCCGAUAGCUGGGAAUGACCCCGGGACCGAGAUUUCCUGUGCCAGGCGCUCCGGGGACUCCUCCCUUCUCGCGGCGGGCGAUAACUUCGGGCGGCUGCGGGUUUUCAAGUACCCGGUGCCCAUUCCAGGAUCAUGCUGCUCCGAGUACCGGGGUCACUGUGCUGCAGUACGGAGGGUGUGCUGGUCCGCUGGAGACACGCAUCUCUUGAGCUGCGGGGUGGAUGGAAGCGUGAUGCAGUGGAGGAUGAUAGCAGAGCCAGAUGCGAUCGAUAGCGGAGACGAGGCCCAGCGCAGCGGCGAGGACAGCGAGCUGGAGGGCGACGGUGGCUUGCGGUGCUGCAGCAGCAGAAAGCAACCGCAGCAACAGACGGCAAUGCUGGAGGAACCAGCCGAUGCUGCCGACCCUCGUACCAGUGGCGGCGGGGAGGCGGCAGGGGGCGAUGUCGCGGCGGCCGGCGGUGGUGAAACCGCAGCGGCGAGCGUGGGGGCGGCAAUGGCGGGUGUGAGCCCGUCCAAGGCGAAGAUGCCGUGGGUGGCAGCGAUGGUCCCGCCCUCUAACAUGAAGAUGUCAGACACGACUGCUCCGGAACUCCGCACGAGGCUUGAUGCUGUCCACGGCUGCCGCGCGGAGGACCUUCGGGGAUGUGUUUGGUACAACCACGAAGAAGGUAUCGUCUACCCCGUGGCGGCGCUCUGCGUUAUCUACGACCCCCGCACCGGCCGACAGUCUUACCACGAGAGUCACCUGGGUGAUGUCAUCAGCCUAACCGUUUCUUCGUGCAGGCGUUUCGCCGCAUCAGGGGACGCGGCUGAUCCUCCCCUGGUUCACGUCUGGGACGCCGUCACCGGGGCAGGGGUUGUGUGCGGGGGGGCGGGAGGAGAGACCUCCGGCCUGCUGCCCUCCCUCCACAGGGUUGGCGUCGCGCUGCUGGCGUUCUCUUGCGACGGUCACUGGCUCGCAUCCAUGGGUCACGAUCCGGAGCACACGCUGGCCGUCUACACGAGCCCUUCCGGGCAAUGGUGGGACGCUUUCCCGGUGGCAACCGCCAAGGCCGGCUUCACCCGCUUCCUGUGUCUGGUUUUCACGGGGCAGGAGGCGUUCCCGCUGUUGGCGGGCGGGAUCAAGACCGUCUCCUUCUUCGACCACACCGAUGGCUCCAGGGGCUUGAGACGCAAACGAGGCGUGUUCGGGUUCCGGAAAAAGAUCCAGCCCGUUCUGUGCGCUGUGAAGAUGGGCGAGGACCAGACUACGCUGACGGGAACUGUGACCGGCAAUCUCUAUUCCUGGAAGGCCCACCGUGUGCACCGGAGCAGUGCCGGCCACGCCGGACCGGUCUAUUGCUGCGCUAGGGCCGGGGUAAAGGGAUACCUUACGGCGGGGAAAGACGGCUUCAUCAUGCUCUGGGACGCAGAGCUGCAAAAGCUGAAGCAGUACGGGGUCUUCGAGAGUCACCCGGCAAGUGCCAUGCUGCAUUCGAUCUGCUCGGUUGGAUCGGCCUGCAAGUUCGUCACGUGCACCCGCGCGGGAGAAGUUUACGAGAUUUCGAAAGACAGUGGGCGCCUCCUUCUUCUCGCAGACGGGCACGGCAAGGGCCAGCUGAGGGGGCUGGCGACCCACCCCACGGAUCCGGACGUCUACGCCACUGUUGGAGAUGAUGCCUUUGUUAGGGUCUGGAGCUUGAGCCUUCGCCGGGCCACCCUCAAGAUGAAGGUGGACUCGGCGGCGCGGUCCCUCGCGUUCUCUCCCUCCGGAAAGCACCUCGUUGUCGGCCUGGGCGGGGACCGUGACGCCAUGGUCAAGGAAGGGGCGGUGAUCGUCCUGUCCGCGGAGACCCUGGAGAUCUUGGAGGAGACUCCUUAG
Ectocarpus siliculosus is the source of this 6870-nucleotide messenger RNA. Lineage: Eukaryota; Phaeophyceae; Ectocarpales; Ectocarpaceae. The record is from the annotation of a GenBank genome assembly.